UGUUCUACCUUGUUUCAUGUUUACAUCACCACAUGGUAAGGGGGGAAAGCAGGACAAAAUGAAGCUUUUAACUCAUAAUAUGCUGACUUCCAACAUAAUCAAAACUGUGACGAAUGGAUAUCCAUUGAAAAUUGUACCCACACAAGUUGAGGUGAAAACAGUUGACUUCAACCCAGAAUUUAUUUCACGAAUGCUGCCUAAAAUUGAUUGGCCAGCACUAUGCCAGGCAGCACAAUCAGUUGGCCAUGGGGAAGGAUUACCAGAGGCACUUACAGAGAAAUACGAAGAAGAUGAGAUGUUACUUAAGAAAGUACACCAUGUCUUGAUGCAGGUUGAGGUGUUAGAAGGAAACCUAGUAUGUCCCGAAACUGGCCGACAGUUCCCCAUCAGUUCUGGAAUACCAAACAUGUUACUGAAUGAGGAUGAAGUAUGAAUGGCUCAAAUGAAAAAUGGUUACUGACACUAGAAUCAAAGUACAUGCAUAUAUAUAUGCAAUUCUGAAGUAUUUAAGUUUGGUGUUUCCUUUGGACUGAGUGAAUCUCACACCUAGAUUGCCUACAACCAGGUCUAGAAACUAAUUUUGAAAAACACUUGUCAGCCAGGUUGUAGUUUCCAAUUUUACUAGUCCAUGUGUUAUACUCAUCCAAAAUUAUUUAACAAGAUAAGCAAUAUCAAACUUUGACUACAUAAUCUGGCUAGCUGUUUUUUGGAACCACUAGUCCAGCUUUAAAUUUCGUUAGUUAGACUGGCGAGCUACCCUAAUUAUCUAGCCCUAUUAACAAAUUGACCAAGUCAAUUUUCUGUAUUGAAAUAGUCAAAUAUGUUUGAAAUAAGUUAAUGUGUGGUUAUAAUUGAAAUUAUAACAAAUGUCUAAUGAGUUGAUGGUAACAUAGGGGAUUUCAUGUACAAAAUUUAUUAAAAGCCAUAGGAGACAAUUAUACAGCAAAGUAUAAUUUUUGGGAUGAAUAAAUAUACAUUAAUGUUGAUAAAUAAAAACAACAAUUGAAGUAAAAAAAAUUCACAGUUACAUUGUAUAAAAAAUUGUGAACUUAGAAAAUGAUUCAGUCACUGUAAAAUCUAAAUAUUCAGAAAUAAAAUGAGGAAAUUCUGAAAUGUUUCAAUGUUUAAUGUGAGUAUACUUGUUGAUUUGUUGAAAGUGAGUGUGUAUGUGAUGAAUGUAAAUAAACUUGUGAAAUAAAACAGACUGACCACCC
Molecule: messenger RNA, 1214 nt
Organism: Mizuhopecten yessoensis (Yesso scallop)
Lineage: Eukaryota; Metazoa; Mollusca; Bivalvia; Pectinida; Pectinidae
Product: multifunctional methyltransferase subunit TRM112-like protein
Exons: 4
Coding region: 17-433 (138 amino acids)
Biological process (GO): tRNA methylation; peptidyl-glutamine methylation; rRNA (guanine-N7)-methylation
Molecular function (GO): protein heterodimerization activity
Source: RefSeq, a predicted model, not a curated record